This is a messenger RNA of Lynx canadensis (Canada lynx), 691 nucleotides long. It is a transcript of the gene MIX23, whose product is annotated as coiled-coil domain containing 58. NCBI's taxonomy places the organism in Eukaryota, Metazoa, Chordata, Mammalia, Carnivora, Felidae. Gene Ontology annotation, cellular component: mitochondrial intermembrane space; mitochondrion. Bases 9 to 443 code for a protein of 144 amino acids. The transcript is spliced from 5 exons. The record is from RefSeq and is a predicted model, not a curated record.
UGUCCAAUAUGGCGGCGCCCAGUGGCGGUGUGAACUGUGAGGAGUUCGCCGAGUUCCAGGAAUUACUCAAGGUGAUGAGGACGAUUGAUGACAGAAUAGUACAUGAAUUAAACACUACGGUUCCAACAGCUUCCUUUGCAGGGAAAAUUGAUGCAAGCCAAACCUGUAAACAACUUUAUGAGUCUUUGAUGGAAGCUCAUGCCAGCAGGGACAGAGUCAUAAAAAAUUGUAUAGCUCAGACCUCAGCAGUAGUAAAACACCUCCGAGAAGAGAGAGAAAAGAAUUUGGAUGAUUUAACGUUAUUAAAGCAACUUAGGAAAGAACAGACAAAGUUGAAAUGGAUGCAGUCAGAACUGAAUGUUGAAGAAGUUGUAAAUGACAGGAGCUGGAAGGUGUUUAAUGAACGCUGCCGAAUUCACUUCAAGCCUCCAAAGAAUGAAUAAAAAGAUACUUUUUUAUAAAAGGACCGGGACAUCUCAUAAGAGCUAAGCAUGACAGAUAUCAACAAGGUGGGCUUCCUAGGAUGAUUUCUGAGCCAACAGUCCAAGACCUUUUGUUGAUUUCAGCCCCACUUAGCCAAGACCUUAAGUACAAAUAAUUCUGAUAAUUAUGGAAAAAUCAACUGCUAUUUUAUACUGAUUCUGUAAAAAAAAAAAAAAAAUGUUUUGUAACUAUUAAAAUAAUUUUCUGA